AUGAUAAAGAAAAUAAAUGUUCUUUAUUUCCACAGAGAGACACAGAGAUGUGACUCUGUGGAGGAGCAGCUGUCCAGCUCUGAUGGAAGUAAGUCUGAACAUCUGUCCUCUAAAGUCUGUGGAUGAAAACUCAGCUGACUGAUUUUUCACAAAGACGUUUUAGUGUUGAGAAGUUUGGUUCAUUUUAUUUUUCUUCUCUUUCAGAAGAUGGCGGUCUGCAGGAGGUUUUAGAUGAACAUAAGAUCAGUCUGAAGAGGAGAUGUGAACGUGUGAAUGAAGGAAGUGAUGAAACAGGAAGUAGUCAAACCCUCCUCAACAGGAUCUUCACUGAGCUCUACAUCACAGAGGGACUGAGUGAAGAGGUGAACACCCAACAUGAGGUGAGACAGCUGGAGACCACUUCAAAGAUGAAGACCCUCCAUGACACGCCCAUCAAGUGUCAUGAGAUCUUUAAAACCUUACCUGACCAACAGAAGAAGGUCAUCAGAGUGGUUCUGACCAACGGCGUGGCUGGUGUUGGAAAAACCUUCUCAGUGCAGAAGUUCACUCUGGACUGGGCAGAGGGUUUGGAGAACCAAGACCUCCAUCUGGUGGUCCUGCUUUCAUUCAGGGAGCUGAACCUGAUCAGAGAUGAGCGCUUCAGUCUUCUGAGUCUGCUCCAUGUUUUCCAUCCAACACUAGAGAAGGUCACAGCAGAGACGCUGGCUGUCUGUAAACUUCUGUUCAUCUUUGACGGUCUGGAUGAAAGCAGACUGUCUCUGGAUUUCACAGACUCUGAGGUGGUGUCUGACGUCACACAGAAGUCUUCACUGAACGUUCUGUUAACAAACCUCAUCAAGGGGAACCUGCUCCCCUCAGCUCUCAUCUGGAUAACUUCUCGACCUGCAGCAGCCAAUCAGAUCCCUCCUUCACGUGUGGACAGGGUAACAGAAGUACGAGGCUUCACUGACGCCCAGAAGGACGAGUAUUUCAGGAAGAGGUUCAGAGAUGAAGAUCUGUCCAGAAGAAUCAUCUCACACAUCAAGUCCUCCAGGAGCCUCCACAUCAUGUGUCAGAUCCCGGUCUUCUGCUGGAUCACUGCGACAGUUCUGGAGGACAUGAUGAGCAGAGAGCAGAGAGGAGAGCUGCCCAAGACCCUGACUGACAUGUACUCACACUUCCUGCUGGUCCAGACUAAGAGGAAGAAGCAGAAGUAUGAAGGAGGACAUGAGACAAGUCCUCAGGAGCUGACUGAGGUUGACAGAGAAGUCCUCCUGAAGCUGGGGAGGCUGGCCUUUGAACAUCUGGAGAAAGGAAACAUCAUGUUCUACCAAGAAGACCUGGAGCGGUGUGGUCUGGAUGUCUCAAAGGCCUCUGUGUUCUCAGGAGUUUGUACAGAGAUCUUCAGAAGAGAGAGUGUGAUCUUCCAGAAAACUGUUUACUGUUUCGUUCAUCUGAGCGUUCAGGAGUUUCUGUCUGCAGUCUACAUGAUCCACAGUUUCACAAAGAGGAACACAGAAGCUCUGAAGACUUUCCAAAGAGGCAACGAAGACGAAGACGAAAUGUUUUCUUUAAAGAUGUUUUUUUAUUCUUCUAAAAACCUGGAUAACAGUUUCUCAUCUCUGGAUGUCUUCCUGAAGAGUGUCAUGGAGAAAUCCCUUCUCAGUAAAAACGGUCACCUGGACCUGUUUGUUCGCUUCCUUCAUGGACUCUCUCUGGAGUCAAACCAGAGACUCUUAGGAGGUCUGCUGGGUCACACAGACAACAGUCCAGAAAUGAUCCAAAGAGUCGUUGAGAACCUGAAGGAGAUGAACAGUGAAGAUAUCUCUCCUGACAGAAGCAUCAACAUCUUCCACUGUCUGAUGGAGAUGAACGAUCUGUCAGUUCAUCAGGAGAUUCAAGAGUUCCUGAAGUCAAAGAACAGAUCAGAGAAGGAACUCUCAGAGAUCCACUGCUCUGCUCUGGCCUACAUGCUGCAGAUGUCAGAGGAGGUUCUGGAUGAGUUGGACUUAUAUAAUUAUAACACAUCAGACCAGGGACGACAGAGACUGAUCCCAGCUGUGAGGAACUGCAGAAAGGCUCAGUAAGUCCAGGUUUUAUUCUCAGAAUAGUGUAAAUGAUCCCUGUAGUUCUUCUAAUGUCCACGUUACUGAUGAUGUUCUUCUUCAAAUAGAAAUCGACUCAAAUAUCAGGGAGGGGGUUUCUUCAGCAAAAACAUGAUCCUGGUGUCAAAAGUCCUGUUAGCCCAGGAUGAGGUCUACCUGUGGACCCCUGAGAACUUGUCCUGAUUGUGGAGGACCUCUUUGUUUUGAAUCGUGUCUGUAAUGAACAAAGUCGAACUUUCAGGACAAAUCAGCGACCAUAUCUGAGGACACACAGAGGUCUUCUGAUGAUGGUAUCAGUCCAGAUCAACAUCUCAGUCAGUUGUGGUGAACUUGAGUUUGAAGAAGGUGUCUGCAGCUUCUUCCUGCUGGUUUUCAGGUUGGAAAUGAUGAAUCUGUUGUAAAUGAGGGUGUUGACAGCAUUGAUGGUGAAAAUAGAACUGGAUCAUUUUCUACACAGUGGCAGAACUGUCUCUGUACCAUCAUGUUCAUCAUUCAAUAUUCAUAAUCAAUACAACCAUGAAAACUAACAUCAUUUUCCACCACUCACUGGAGAUUAUCUGGUGGACUAGAACAUAUGAAUGAUGAGAACACAGGAGUUAUUUGGACAGCAGCUCCAUGAGUCUGAAAACAAUGGUGGAAAUAGGAUGCUACAUGAGAGAGAGAGAGAGAGAGAGAGAGAGAGAGAGAGAGAGAGAGAGAGAUCAUCAGAGCCCAAAGACAGAGGUUCAGUGGGUCUUUGUUUCUGUCUCUUAAAGGUCUCUCUGGAUUCAUCAGGCUUUAUAAACUUGUUUCUGAUGGUGAAGCGAAUGUUACAUGGGGAAAAAACUUUGAUUGUGAAAACAAAGAAAUCUUAAACUCUUCAAAUGUUCAGAGUCAAACCAGCUCUAACCUGCGAAAAAAACGAUUUUAUCUGAACCAAUCAGAGAAAAAGGAGCUGCUGUGAUUUAGUGAGUCGUCCUCUGAUUGGUCAACAGUCAGUGUCUAUGGAAAGACUUACAUUACAGCAGGAUGUCAACAUUAAACACUGAGAGGAGCACUGAUUCUCCAAGAGGUACUUUGGAUACUAACCAAUCACAUACCAGGACCAAAAACCUGGUUCUCAGUCCCCUUCUCCAACCAGAACUCAAGAAUUCACUCAGUCAUAAUGAUCCAGCUGCACUAACAUGAAGACAACACUGUUAGAGAACAGAAGGACUAAAAUAAGUCAUGGAGUCAUUUGUUCAACAUCUGAACAGUUUUUUUUUCUUCUAAACUUUGACUUCCUGUCUUCUCUCAUGGCUGUGGUCCUGAUAUUAGUAUCUGUCUGGUUAAAAACAGUCCGUCUGUCAAACCAAAGAUCAUGUUUGUUUUCGGUGAAGAGAAACAUCAAAUUACCCUUUAACCCUUGUGUAACCGUCGCAAAUUACACCCUUUGGUAACGCUCAGUGGCUAAAAAAGCCACUUUUUUGACUGCUGUAAAAACAUAUUGGAUUCAUAUUUUUUCCAGAUUUUUUUCAUAUAUCUCUUGAUUAACUUCUGCUCUAUUCAAAAAUAGUAAAUUUUUCAUGAAGCAUCAAAAUUUUAACCCUUUUAGGGCCAAUUUUAAAAAAAAAGUCACUAAAAUUGGGAAAAAAUAGGAGAAACUGACUGAUAUUUAAUAGAAAACAUCAUCCUAAACUGGAAAUCUCUUGCAGGGUAAUAAAGUCUUAAAUAUGUAAAGGAUUAGUAAUAUCAUUGACUUUGAUGCCCUUUAAGUUUUUUAUGUAGGAUCAGAUUUCCAAAAAACAUCCUAUCUUAACGCUCAGUGGCAGUGACAUGAAUAGUGCAAGCCCCAAAGGGUGUAAAAUUUGCCGAGCGCCUAUUUUUGACCUGGUGAAAAUUUUGAAGUAAUAUUUUCAAAGUGUCCAUCAAUAAAAGCAUCCACAAAAAAAAUCAUCCCAUUUGGUGCAGUAAAAAAAAAGUUACGUGGAAAUUGGUGGCUAAAUUCUGCCCCUAGUGGCUCUUUUUAGCCACACCGUUACAUAAGGGUUAAUGAAAUAUUGUUUGAUAUUUAUGUUGUUACAGAUUUCCUAACUGUGGACUCUCAGAGACUCACUAUGAAGUUGUGGCCUCAGCUCUGAAGUCCAACCCCUCCCAUCUGAGACAUCUGUACCUGAGUGGAAACGAUCUGCAGGAUUCAGGAGUGAAGCUUCUCUCUGCAGGACUGGAGAGUCCAAACUGCAGACUGGAGACUCUGAUGUGAGACACCAUUUCCUUCUGAUCUAACAAUAAGAUGUGACAGCUGCUGCCUUAGAUUUUUCUCUGUGGUUUUUCCAUCAACUUUGGUCGAGCAGUUUGAAUUUGUCGUUGUAAAACUUCAACACAGGAAGAAAAAUCCGACAUUUCAGAGUUGACUUUGAGGAGAACGAUGGAUGUAGAAAGGAAGCAGGAGAAAAUCAGUCCCACAAAUAUUACACAUGCUUGUAGAGGGCAGGAGCAGCACAGACUAAAGGCUGAUAUUGAACUGAUCCACAAUUAAUGUGAUCACUAAUGAAUGAAUGAAGUGUCAGAGAAAUGAUGAGCUGCAGAUUGAAACCUGAAGAACAAAGUUCAUCCAACUCUGGAUAUUUCAUUUGGAAACUCUUGAAAACUUGAAUUUCUUCUUUGCUCAGUCGUGUUCAAAUGUAAAAACCAGAUCCAGAUUUUUCUGCAGUUUUCACUUCAGUUUGUUGAACAUGAACAUCAUCUUGUCCAGUUGGUCCAUAAAAACCUCUCUGAUCAAUGAUCUGUUGGUUUAUUUAAGAGUAGUUUGGCAGUUGUUGACAGCAGACGGACAAACCCCUGAAUAAACUCCUGACUGUAAUCUUCAUGAAGAAUUCAGGACUACAAAAAAAACUGAGAUUUCUCACAGGAGUUUCUCAGGAUCUCACUAAAGUUUUCAGAUUCUUUAAAAUUUUCUAUACUGAAAAAUUUCUCAAGAUCUUCAAAAAGUUUAGAGAGGAUUUUACAAAGUUCCUCAAGAUCAACUCUGAAAAAGUUCUUCUUCCAUGUCCUUCAGGGGCUCAAGAACAUUGGAUCAUUAAAAGCAGGAACAGUUUCUUCAGAGGUUCAAUGAUUUUUCCUUUUUUCAGACUGUGGGGCUGCAGUUUGACAAAGAUCAGCUGUUCUUCUCUGGCCUCAGCUCUGAAGUCCAACCCCUCCCAUCUGAGACAUCUGGACCUGGGUUACAACAAGCUGCAGGAUUCAGGAGUGAAGCUGCUGUGUGACUUUCUGCAGAGUCCAAAUUGUAAACUGAAGACUCUGAGGUCAGACUUUUUUCCUCCAUUCAAACAUUAUCAUGAUUUGUUUGUGAUGAUGACACUAAACUGCUGACUCAGGACUGAAAUACUGACCCAGACUGAACACCUUCAGUCCAGAGUAGAUUUUCUGCAUCAGUGGAUUAUUUGAUUGACUCCAGUUCGAUCACUGCUGAGCUCCAGUGAAUUAAAACCUGAACCCAAGAAGAAAACUCUUUGUAGAGUUCACAGUGAGAAGCACAUUCAGACAGAAAACAGAAGCAGGGGUGGAUUUGUCAGACGAGAACCAUUCAAACUUUAGUUCAGGACAAGAUCAGGGAAUAGAAAAAACUCAGAGUUUAGUUUCUGACACUGAUGAAAGUCCAGCUCUGUUACUUUGAAUUUGAUUUUGAAUCUUUGUGUGAAAAUCUUAAUUUUAUGGUUUAUCUGCACUUUUCUGAAGCCUUGCUGUGUUUAGACUGAAAUAUUUCCUCUCAAAGACGUGAUAUUUUUGGUUCAGCAAAGUGAAAAUAUUCUGAACAUCCUUUAUUUCCCAUCCGUCCUGAAGUCGCUGACAUUUUCUGAAAAUAUUGAGCUGCAUCUACAAUCAGUAAAAAAGUCUCUGAGUUUUUUAUUUCACUAUUUAAUGUGUUUUUGAAUUCACUGUUUCUAACUGACUUCCUGUUUGGUUCAGCUCUUUGGAGCGUCACUUUUCUUUGAUUCAUACUUUCCAAACCUUUCCCCUGAACUCUACAGAUUUAAGACAUCAGGUUUCAAACUGGAUCAUUUUUCUCUAAAAUCUCAUUAUUUUCUCUUUGUUUAGGUUGUUUGGCUGCAGUUUGACAAAGAUCAGCUGUUCUUCUCUGGCCUCAGCUCUGAAGUACAACCCCUCCCAUCUGAAAACUCUUGACCUGAGUUACAACAAUCUGCAGGAUUCAGACAUGAAGCUGCUGUGUGAUCUUCAGGAGAGUCCAGACUACAGACUGAGGACUCUGAGGUCAGGAUAGAGUUGGAGUUAGUCUGUGCUGAUCUCUCCUGUUCCUCUCCACACAGUAUCACAGCAGAUAUUCAGUAUUUCCUGCUGACUCUUCGACCCUCUCAGAGGAUUCUUUCUUUAGUGAAGCUGUGAGAACAGAAAUCAUCAAACCAGGAGUGUAAGAGUGUCAGUGAUGAAAAAAGUGUCUCCUCGUCUCUAUAUUUCAGAUCAGAUGUAGAAAUGCGACAUAAUGAAAUAGAAAUGUUCAGUUUCUGCUCUGAAGUGGAGUUUAUAGUUCUCUGUAUUCAACACAGACUUUAUUUCUCUGCUAACUUGUUGAUUUUGAGCUCUAAGUUUGAAAACAGACAGCUGUUCUUUAUACUUGUUAUUUUCACAGCAGGUUUGUUCGAUCAGCUUUAACACAUUUGACAGGAAUGAUUUCUUUAUUUUGAUGAUGUUGGUUUAUUUGUGAGGAAACCUGCUGCUUUACACCAUCACUUCUGGUCUGAGCAGGACUGAGACCUGCUGGUCUGUAAACUGGAUGUUCUUCAGUCCAGCUGAUGAAGUGAGUCUCAGAGUGGAAACACUGAACGUCUUUUUUUCUCUCCUCAGAUGGGAGUAACAUCUGUCAGAGUGAUGAAGAAGAGGAUCAUGUGUUUCCUGACGGUCAGAGAGGUGGAGGCAGCAGCAGUGAGGGUGAGGUGAGUCUCUGACUGAGAGACUGACUGACCAAUCACAGCGGGCGGAGAGGACUCUGGGAGCUGCACUUUGACCUGCUCUGAGAUCAGCUCAGGACCUGGACUCUGGAUAUUUGAUCUUUUCCCUCAUAUUCUGGGAUCAAACAGUCUGAACAGGUUUGUUUUGUUGAUGGAAACAUGAUCAUAAAUUUACACUUUGAUUGGAUUACUUUUUUUUUUACCAUGAUGCAGCGCCACCCAGUGGAAAUAUAAAGAGGUGGAGUUGAUUUAUUCCCACAUAUUUCUGCAGCAGGAGUUGAUACCAUGUGUGAGAGUAGAUCAGUCAGAAGUUCUGAUUUAACCCAAAGGUUUUUUCUUUCCUUUGCACCGUUAGAGACCGAAUAUAAACUGAAGGGAGAGGAAGAGAAGUGAGGAGAGAUGGAGGUGAAGGGAGGAGGAGGACAGGGUUUAGGGUUUUCAGGAAAAUCUGAAGCUUUAUUCUUUCACUUGAUUAUUUUUUUUCAUCGUUUUCAUUUUCUGAAAUGAUUGUAAAUAUUGACUGGAGGUAAAUUGACCUUAUUUUGUAUUAUUAGACAUUAUUUUCCUUCUCUUUACAUGUUUCUGUUCUCAUAUAAUCUUUGUGCUCAUCAAUAAUCGGUUUCCUCCUGUUUGGAUGAACAAACACAAUUAUUAAACCAUAAAUGAGACCUGAAAGUCAAAGUAAAAUGUGUGAAAUAUAAUCAGUCAAAGAAAAGAUUCUUGAAGAAAAACAAAAACAUUAUUUUUACUUUAUUAUGAUGGAGAAGUUUUCCUCUGACAGACAAAAAUAACCUUAUUGACUGGAGUCUGGAACAAGUGAGAUCAGCAUCUAUUCAGGGUGAAGUCAUUAACGUGGUCGAUGCUGUUUUAUAAACUCAGUGUUGUUGAUUACAAUCUCAGCUUCAUAAAUUGAUGCUACAGUGGAGUGACUUCCUGUAAAUCUGGAGGAUCCUGAGGAUCUGAACAGUCUGAUGUUACUGUACCCUAAAUGAUCUUUCUUUGUCUGUCUCCUUCAGGAGCAAAGACAUGGGGACAGGUUUAAUCAUUCUGGCAUAAAUGAAAGCUGUUUUUGUCUGAAAUGUUGAUAUUGAAUAUACAGGUGUCACAGAGCGGAGUGCAGCAGGUUAUUCAGUCUGGGUUUCCUUUGGUGAGUCUGUGUGCAGUAAUCCAUGUGCUCUGUGGAAACCCCUGAUCUGUUUUCAUAAGGACAUCAGAAUAAACUUUGAGGACAUUUGGAGCCAUCUGCUGGCUGACAUGAGAUCUAGCAGUUCAGAUUUAAAAGUGCCAGACGGAGUCAGAGAUUUGACUCACAUCACAGCAUUUAAGGAGUAAACAGAGAGUUUGGCAGAAAAGUUACCUCCAUGCAUGCAACUUUGCUGUCAAACACUCUUCUACAUAUUCCAACCCCACACACAAAGAUUUUACAGAUCAAUUCUUAAACCUGAAUGAUCACAGUUUAACCUCCAGGACUUACACUCACCGGCCACUUUAUUAGGUACACCUGUCCAACUGCUCGUUAACACUUAAUUUCUAAUCAGCCAAUCACAUGGCGGCAACUUAGUGCAUUUAGGCAUGUAGACAUGGUCAAGACAAUCUCCUGCAGUUCAAACCGAGCAUCAGUAUGGGGAAGAAAGGUGAUUUGAGUGACUUUGAACGUGGCAUGGUUGUUGGUGCCAGAAGGGCUGGUCUGAGUAUUUCAGAAACUGCUGAUCUACUGGGAUUUUCACGCACAACCAUCUCUAGGGUUUACAGAGAAUGGUCCGAAAAAGAAAAAAUAUCCAGUGAGCGGCAGUUCUGUGGGCGGAAAUGCCUUGUUGAUGCCAGAGGUCAGAGGAGAAUGGCCAGACUGGUUCGAGCUGAUAGAAAGGCAACAGUGACUCAAAUAACCACCCGUUACAACCAAGGUAGGCAGAAGAGCAUCUCUGAAUGCACAGUACGUCGAACUUUGAGGCAGAUGGGCUACAGCAGCAGAAGACCACGCCGGGUGCCACUCCUUUCAGCUAAGAACAGGAAACUGAGGCUACAAUUUGCACAAGCUCAUCGAAAUUGGACACUAGAAGAUUGGAAAAACGUUGCCUGGUCUGAGGAGUUUCGAUUUCUGCUGCGACAUUCGGAUGGUAGGGUCAGAAUUUGGCGUCAACAACAUGAAAGCAUGGAUCCAUCCUGCCUUGUAUCAACGGUUCAGGCUGGUGGUGGUGGUGUCAUGGUGUGGGGAAUAUUUUCUUGGCACUCUUUGGGCCCCUUGGUACCAAUUGAGCAUCGUUGCAACGCCACAGCCUACCUGAGUAUUGUUGCUGACCAUGUCCAUCCCUUUAUGACCACAAUGUACCCAACUUCUGAUGGCUACUUUCAGCAGGAUAAUGCGCCAUGUCAUAAAGCUGGAAUCAUCUCAGACUGGUUUCUUGAACAUGACAAUGAGUUCACUGUACUCAAAUGGCCUCCACAGUCACCAGAUCUCAAUCCAAUAGAGCAUCUUUGGGAUGUGGUGGAACGGGAGAUUCGCAUCAUGGAUGUGCAGCCGACAAAUCUGCGGCAACUGUGUGAUGCCAUCAUGUCAAUAUGGACCAAGCUCUCUGAGGAAUGCUUCCAGCACCUUGUUGAAUCUAUGCCACGAAGAAUUGAGGCAGUUCUGAAGGCAAAAGGGGGUCCAACCCAUGGUGUACCUAAUAAAGUGGCCGGUGAGUGUACAUUAUAAUCAAAAAUAUUCUGACUCAUAGCAAAAAGACUGAACCUUAUUACCUGAUAAUCUAAUGAGCCUCCCCCUGUACAUGAGCUGCUGUGUUUACUUUGUCAGAAAAAUAGACAAUCACUGAGAGGGACCCUGACAAGUUUAGAGAAGUAAGGUAUGCACAGAUGACAACAGCAUGGCUCUGUAGUAGAAGAGUCCUGCUGCUUAACUGGCCUGCCUGCUGUCCUGACUUGUCCCCCAUUAAAAACAUUGUGAACAUUGAUUGGUUGAUGUCUUUGUUUUGUACAUGUAAAAUCGAAUUUGAAUUACAGCUGAGUGAAAAGAAAAGCAAAAAAAAAAGAAGAAAAAAAAAAGAAAAAAGAAAUCAAAAAGUUCCAUCAGCAAGACAAAAGCAUUAUUUUACGUGUGCAAAAGGGAGGAGGAAGAAGUUAAAACUUUAUUAAUCCUACCCUGUUUGAAUCAUGAAACAGAAAAGUAAAAACUAUUUAAUUGUUAAACUUGUUGUGUGUGUUGGUGGUCUACAGGAUUGUGCAUUAUAUUCACAGUUGUUACCUAAUAUUUUGCUCUGUUUGCUAUGCUCUAUUGCUCUAUUUUGCUAUGUUUGUAAUUGAGGCGGACAAAGUAUAAGAAACAGCUUUUAAUAAGACUAUCUAUCUAUCUAUCUAUCUAUCUAUCUAUCUAUCUAUCUAUCUAUCUUUGUCUAUUUUUGAAAAAAACUUAUUGAAUUAAUGUCAAUAAAUUUGCAUUCAUUUUGAGCACUCGUGGUUUAAUCGAUAAUUUGUAUUGUAUUUGUUGAUAAUAACUGUUAAAUGAAGUAUUUUAGUAUUUAAAUUCAAAUAGAUAACCCCGCCCACCAACAGAACCUGUAAAACCGGUUUGAACCAGUUCAACAGGCGGUCAACUGGUACCGGCUAAAGUGAACGAAUUCAUGGAUAUUUACAGUGAGUUAUCAUUUCACGGAUUAUAUUAUCAUAUCUUUAUUGGAAUUACGUUAAUGUCUAAGUUUUAUCCACAUUAUAUGUUUUUUUAGAGUUUCUCUGUCGGUCUUCCGAGGACACCGACACAGAGUAACCUACCUGACGAACUCCGGGAGAGGUAACGUUGAGCUUUCUGUAUUUUUUUGUUUCAGUAAAGGCGUCUGAGCUCCAAGCUUUCAGUUUUCAUGUUAAUGUUAUUAAAUUUGUAGUAGAGAUCCUGAAAUAACCGUGUAUCUGCUUUCUGUGAGCUAACACAGGUAUCUGACACUAGUAAGUUCAGCUAACAUUAUUAAGCUAACGUUCAUUUUGAAUGGGAUCGUCAUUUGAUCCGUGUUAAUGCUCCCUAACCACCGAACUCAUGUGAUCCGAAAAUUCACGCAAAUAUCAUCAUAACCGUGUAAAUUAAUUUGUGCUUCACUAACUUGAAACCGACUUCUCCACGACGUUAAACAUCGUCGUGUAACAGCGUGUUCGUGGGCAGGAGGCGCCACAGGGAUCCACGUUAAUGAUUGUACAAUCUGCUUAUUGUUUAUUUAUGAAAAUCAAUGGUUUAAAUUAUUCUUGAGUAUGCAGGAUCAUAACUAAAACUCGUUUGAAAAUCGGUUUAAAAUGAAUGAAUCUAUGGUUAAUUAAAUGUUUAUGCACUGUAGACUGGAGUGUUAUGAGUGGGGGAGCUGCCUGAAGCAAGUUGGCCGUUAUUGUAACAGCCAUCUUUUAAUAAUAUGGACACAGCUACCUUUAUUUCUGAGCCCAGAUAACAGGACAGCGAUACCUAAGGCAGUGAACUACAACUUAUCUUAUCACAUCAACAUAUUUGUUUCCUUUACUGAAUAUGAUGUUGGACAGUGAUCUUUGUAAAGUGAGGUGAAGGAGGAGCUUGUGUAGUAACAACACAAUCACACUGUGUGCAAAAAUAAAAACCUGUUCAACAAAAUAUUCACAUUUAGUUGGGGUAUGAGAAGAGGAGUGCUCAUCUGGUAGUUUGUUGGUUUGACCAGCAGGUGGAGCUGCUGCUUUAACAAACUGAGACUCAACCAAACAAGUUCCUGUUUUAGUGAACUUUUUUUAUUCGGACUCAGGAGAGGAAGAUUGUUGUCAAGAAUACUGAACUUAAUAGAUGAUCAAAAACUGUCAGUAAAUGAGGAGAAGAAUCUGUGAUCUGGUGGUUUAGGUUUCAGUGAAAACAGUCUGAGUGAAAGUGAAAGUAUGCGAGUUAAACAAACAGACUCCAUUUUGAGAAACGAACAGAGCAGAGCGAGGAGAGGACGAGGAGACAGGGUGAGUGUUUACUCUGUUUUUGUUUUAAUGUUAAACUCUUUAUCUGUAUCAUCUGUUAAUGAAAAAUGAUUUACUGACUAAUACACUUAAAAACUGUAAAACAAAGAAACCUGAGCAGACAAAGAGCUGGAUCAGGAAACCGUGUACGUGCAGUUCUUCCUCCUCUUUGUUAAGACUUGUCUUUUUGGUAAAAACAACAAUCAGAAUCUUUUUAGUGUCUCAUUUCAAAUUUAAUCCAGUCCCCUUAAUUUUUUAUGAGAGUUCAGGGACCUCACAGCUGAUUUUGUUUUGACCACGAAUCAGAUAAGGAUCAGAGAGAGGCCCUGCAGGGUGGGGAGACAUCAGAAGUACUUGAUUAUUAAACCUGUAUAACUCUUAAAGAGGGGGAUUAAGCUGUUUUCAGACUCUGUACUUCCUUUCUGAUUCCUCUUUUAUUUCUGAACACUCUUCCUGUUUGUAUCUCACCUGUUUGUCUACUUUGUCCUCAGGUUGUAUAACUUGGUUUCAUCUUCCAUAAAUUUGCACAACAUCAGAUGGAGAAGAUGAGUGUUUGUGUAGACGAAGAGAAGGGCAGAGCAAAGUCUGUUAUGUCCGACUGUCUGUCUAUGAAGAGUGACCGGUCUAAAGAUAAACCUCUGAACUUCAGUGAAGAACCAGGACCCUCAGAGGAGGGCAGAGCAAAGUCUGUCAUGUCCGACUGUCUGUCUAUGAAGAGUGACCGGUCUAAAGAUGAUCCACUGCUCUUCACUAAAGAACCAGGACCCUCAGAUUCACAGUAAGAGAAAUACUUUUCACCCUCCAAACUCUCAAACAACAACAACUGAUGUUUCAAAAUCAGAACUUUAAAUCCUGACCCCUCUGUUUUCUACCAUGGUGAGAAAAAUGAUCUCCUCUGCUCUCAAAACGCUGAUUUUCCUCUUUAACCUCCAACCUGGACAAAGUAAAGAAAAAGUCACUGAGCACAGAUUUACUUAUUAUUCUUAAUGUUGAUAAAAAUAAAGGUCAUAUAAAGCAGCAUUUGAAAAGGAUCCUGACCUCUGUAUUUUCUGAUUUGGUUCCUGUGUUUGGGACGUUUUGAGCCUGUAAGUCUUUGGACUGUGGUGUAUAGACCCCAGAAAACAGUCUGUGGGUCCCAAAAUACCAGAAGACCAAUGAAGAAAUAAAUCCUGAGAAAUAAAAACUCAUUCAAACAUCUGUCUGUUAUUAGACCUUUAGAUCUGAUUGGUCAAAAAAUGUUUGAAACUGUCAGAGAAAAUCUCUCUACCUUCAAAAAUCACAGUUUAGUUUCUUCUCCUGUCUCCACACUUUGCGGCAGCAGCAGCUGAAUAUUUUACAGGAGAUUGUUUUAUGUUAGAGAAAAGAGUGAGGUCAGAAACUCUGGUUUAAUAAAUGUUUCUUAUUCUGUAUCUUUCAAACAUGAAAUGAUAAAGAAAAUAAAUGUUCUUUAUUUCCACAGAGAGACACAGAGAUGUGAGUCUGUGGAGGAGCAGCUGUCCAGCUCUGAUAGAGGUAAGUCUGAACAUCUGUCCUCUAAGGUCUGUGUGGAUGAAAACUCAGCUGACUGAUUUUUCACAGACGUUUUAGUGUUGAGAAGUUUGGUUCAUUUUAUUUUUCUUCUCUUUCAGAAGAUGGUGGUCUGCAGGAGGUUUUAGAUGAACAUAAGAUCAGUCUGAAGAGGAGAUGUGAACGUGUGAAUGAAGGAAGUGAUGAAACAGGAAGUAGUCAAACCCUCCUCAACAGGAUCUUCACUGAGCUCUACAUCACAGAGGGACUGAGUGAAGAGGUGAACACGCAACAUGAGGUGAGACAGCUGGAGACAGCUUCAAAGAUGAAGACCCUCCAUGACACGCCCAUCAAGUGUCAUGAGAUCUUUAAAACCUUACCUGACCAACAGAAGAAGCUCAUCAGAGUGGUUCUGACCAACGGCGUGGCUGGUGUUGGAAAAACCUUCUCAGUGCAGAAGUUCACUCUGGACUGGGCAGAGGGUUUGGAGAACCAAGACCUCCAUCUGGUGAUCCUGCUUUCAUUCAGGGAGCUGAACCUGAUCAGAGAUGAGCGCUUCAGUCUUCUGAGUCUGCUCCAUGUUUUCCAUCCAACACUAGAGAAGGUCACAGCAGAGAGGCUGGCUGUCUGUAAACUUCUGUUCAUCUUUGACGGUCUGGAUGAAAGCAGACUGUCUCUGGAUUUCACCGACUCUGAGGUGGUGUCUGACGUCACACAGAAGUCUUCACUGAACGUUCUGUUAACAAACCUCAUCAAGGGGAACCUGCUCCCCUCAGCUCUCCUCUGGAUAACUUCUCGACCUGCAGCAGCCAAUCAGAUCCCUCCUUCACGUGUGGACAGGGUAACAGAAGUACGAGGCUUCACUGACGCCCAGAAGGAGGAGUACUUCAGGAAGAGGUUCAGAGAUGAAGAUCUGUCCAGAAGAAUCAUCUCACACAUCAAGUCCUCCAGGAGCCUCCACAUCAUGUGUCAGAUCCCGGUCUUCUGCUGGAUCACUGCGACAGUUCUGGAGGACAUGAUGAGCAGAGAGCAAAGAGAGCUGCCCAAGACCCUGACUGACAUGUACUCACACUUCCUGCUGGUCCAGACUAAGAGGAAGAAGCAGAAGUACGAAGGAGGACAUGAGACAAGUCCUCGGGAGCUGACUGAGGCUGACAGUGAAGUCCUCCUGAAGCUGGGGAGGCUGGCCUUUGAACAUCUGGAGAAAGGAGACAUCAUGUUCUACCAAGAAGACCUGAAGCGGUGUGGUCUGGAUGUCUCAGAGGCCUCGGUGUACUCAGGAGUUUGUACAGAGAUCUUCAGAAGAGAGAGUGUGAUCUUCCAGAAAACUGUUUACUGUUUCGUUCAUCUGAGCGUUCAGGAGUUUCUGUCUGCAGUCUACAUGAUCCACAGUUUCACAAACAGGAACACAGAAGCUCUGAAGACUUUCCUAAGAGACAAUGAACACAAAGACAAAAGGUUUUCUUCAGAGAUGGUUUCUUAUUCUCCUAAAAACCUGGGUGACAGUUUCUCUUCUCUGGAUGUCUUCCUGAAGAGAGUCAUGAAGAAAUCCCUUCUCAGUAAAAACGGUCACCUGGACCUGUUUGUUCGCUUCCUUCAUGGACUCUCUCUGAAGUCAAACCAGAGACUCUUAGGAGGUCUGCUGGGUCACACAGACAACAGUCCAGGAGUGAUCCAAAGAGUCAUCAAGAACCUGAAGGAGAUGAACAGUAAAGAUAUCUCUCCUGACAGAAGCAUCAACAUCUUCCACUGUCUGAUGGAGAUGAACGAUCUGUCAGUUCAUCAGGAGAUUCAAGAGUUCCUGAAGUUAAAGAACAGAUCAGUGAAGUUCCUCUCAGAGAUCCACUGCUCUGCUCUGGCCUACAUGCUGCAGAUGUCAGAGGAGGUUCUGGAUGAGUUGGACUUAGAUAAUUAUAACACAUUAGACCAGGGACGACAGAGACUGAUCCCAGCUGUGAGGAACUGCAGAAAGGCCAUGUAAGUCCAGGUUUUAUUCUCAGAAUAGUGUAAAUGAUCCCUGUAGUUCUUCUAAUGUCCACGUUACUGAUGAUGUUCUUCUUCAAAUAGAAAUCGACUCAAAUAUCAGGGAGGGGGUUUCUUUAGCAAAAACAUGAUCCUGGUGUCUAAAGUCCUGUUAGCCCAGGAUGAGGUCUACCUGUGGACCCCUGAGAACUUGUCCUAAUUGUGGAGGACCUCUUUGUUUUGAAUCGUGUCUGUAAUGAAUAAAGUCGAACUUUCAGGAUAAAUCAGCGACCAUAUCUGAGGACACACAGAGGUCUUCUGAUGAUGGUAUCAGUCCAGAUCAACAUCUCAGUCAGUUGUGGUGAACUUGAGUUUGAAGAAGGUGUCUGCAGCUUCUUCCUGCUGGUUUUCAGGUUGGAAAUGAUGAAUCUGUUGUAAAUGAGGGUGUUGACAGCAUUGAUGGUGAAAAUAGAACUGGAUCAUUUUCUCCACAGUGGCAGAACUGUCUCUGUACCAUCAUGUUCAUCAUUCAAUAUUCAUCAUCAAUACAACCAUGAAAACUAACAUCAUUUUCCACCACUCACUGGAGAUUAUCUGCUGGACUAGAACAUAUGAAUGAUGAGAACACAGGAGUUAUUUGGACAGCAGCUCCAUGAGUCUGAAAACAAUGGUGGAGAUAGGAUGUUAAUGUCUCUCUCUCUCUGUCUCUUUCUCUCUCUCUCUCUCUCUCUCUCUCUCUCUCUCUCUCUCUCUGCCCUCGGUGCUGCAGGUUAGCACUGACACUAGUCAGCCUCAUAACACCUCAUAGCAUGUGGAAACAGCCGUGCUCUUCCACUGUAUAUAUGGACACCGUGUCUUUAAGGAGAAGCAGCUUGAGUGCAUCAUCAUCUUCAUCAUCAUCAUCAUCAUCAUUAUCAUCAGUUUUCCAUGGUAUCCCUUUGUUGUCAUGGUGAUGCAGAGUGAAGAUGAUUCCUCUAAUGCCGCGUUCAGACCAAACGCGACCUGACGCGACUUGGCGCGACUUGGCGACCGCCGGCUUCCUGCGACGCGACCAUGCGCGACCGGGCGACCGGGCGCGACGGGUCGCCAAGGCGCGUCCCCGAGGUCGCGUCGCCGAGGUCGCAGGACGCCAAGUCGCGUCGCUCCCAAAGUUCAAAUAUUUGAACUUUGGGAGCGACUCCGUGCCGCGACAGCCAAUCAGGGCUCUGCUGACGUCAACAAACCGGCGAAACAAGGAAGAGGAGAAGAAGAAUCACAAUGGAGGAGCAGUUAAUCACAUCCGUUAGCUACCACCCGGUGCUAUACGACGUGGGUUGCGGGCUGUACCGGGACCGCAACGCCAAAGAAGAAGCAGCUCAGUUUCGGAGCGCCUGUAUUUCGUGUCCAGGCGGGAGAUGCUGCUUCCCACCCGGGCGAGGAGGUCCUCGAACUGCGCCGUCGACACACGGAAGUACCGCUGGAAGCGGCCGUCGUCCAGGCGGAGUUCCUGGAGCAAGCGGUGAAAUUCACCCAGCUCCGUCCUCCUCCGGAUGGUUUCAUGCACCCAUAAACGCCGGCGGCGUCUACUGCGGAUGUACAGAUAUGCGGCAGCACUGAUGAACUGAAAACUGAGCUAGUGACAUGGAUGACGUCACCGGCGACCAGCCGCGACCUGCGACUGCAGCUUUGGACCCGGUGUUGACACACCAGGGCACCACGCGACGCGACCUAACCGACCAACGCGACGCGACGCAACCUGGUCGCGUUUGGUCUGAACGCGGCUUAAAGCCGCGUUCAGACCAGCCGCGACCUGACGCGACUUGGUGACGGCUCCCAAUGCAAAGUCUAUGGCCAGCCGCGACCUGACGCGACCUGACGCGACUUGGCGACCGCCGGCUUCCUGCGACGCGACCAUGCGCGACCGGGCGCGACGGGUCGCCAAGGCGCGUCCCCGAGGUCGCGUCGCCGAGGUCGCAGGACGCCAAGUCGCGUCGCUCCCAAAGUUCAAAUAUUUGAACUUUGGGAGCGACUCCGUGCCGCGACAGCCAAUCAGGGCUCUGCUGACGUCAACAAACCGGCGAAACAAGGAAGAGGAGAAGAAGAAUCACAAUGGAGGAGCAGUUAAUCACAUCCGUUAGCUACCACCCGGUGCUAUACGACGUGGGUUGCGGGCUGUACCGGGACCGCAACGCCAAAGAAGAAGCAUCUCAGUUUCGGAGCGCCUGUAUUUCGUGUCCAGGCGGGAGAUGCUGCUUCCCACCCGGGCGAGGAGGUCCUCGAACUGCGCCGUCGACACACGGAAGUACCGCUGGAAGCGGCCGUCGUCCAGGCGGAGUUCCUGGAGCAAGCGGUGAAAUUCACCCAGCUCCGUCCUCCUCUGGAUGGUUUCAUGCACCCAUAAACGCCGGCGGCGUCUACUGCGGAUGUACAGAUAUGCGGCAGCACUGAUGAACUGAAAACUGAGCUAGUGACAUGGAUGACGUCACCUGCGACCAGCCGCGACCUGCGACUGCAGCUUUGGACCCGGUGUUGACACACCAGGGCACCACGCGACGCGACCUGACCGACCAACGCGACGCGACGCGACCUGGUCGCGUUUGGUCUGAACGCGGCUUAAUGUUGAGGUGUUGGUGGGCUGUAGCGGUCACAUUUCUCCCACUCGGCUGCAUGCCUCUGUUUAAGAUGUUGAUGUAAAUUGGUCAGACUGCUGCCUUCUGCUGAAACAGCCUUUAAACAAACACUGCAGCAGACUGGGGUUUGAUCCAGGUCUGAGUCUGUGAGACUGAACCAGGUCUGAAGGACUAUAACUAGCAUGACUGUCAUUAGGUUGAAUUAAUACAGGUACCCAUAUUGAUCCUCCAUGUUGAUAUUAUCAGGACUCAUUAUUGAUACUUCACUUCAUGAUUUAGUGCAAACAUUUAAAAAGUGAAGAAAACACAUUCAAAGAUGAAUCUGUUUUAUUUCCUCUGACUCCAAAUGUUUCUUUCUGUAUGAAACACAAACUAGAAAAAUUCAAUCUGUUAUUUUUAUAGGUGUCAUGAGAACAUAUGCCCCCUAGAGUUCAAAUAACCUCAGCCCUAACUUUGACCACAGCUCUUCAGGUUUUACUUUGUUUUUAUCGUUUAACUAUCAUGAAGUAUUAGACGAUAAUGUGAGAGAGAGAGAGAGAGAGAGAGAGAUAUGACCAGAGCCCAAAGACAGAGGUUCAGUGGGUCUUUGUAUCUGUCUCUUAAAGGUCUCUCUGGAUUCAUCAGGCUUUAUAAACUUGUUUCUGAUGCUGAAGCGAAUGUUACAGGGAGAAAAAACUUUGAUUGUGAAAACAAAGAAAUCUUCAACUCUUCAAAUGUUCAGAGUCAAACCAGCUCUAACCUGCGAAAAAAAUGAUUUUAUCUGAACCAAUCCGAGAAAAAGGAGCUGCUGUGAUUCAGUGAGUCGUCCUCUGAUUGGUCAACAGUCAGUGUCUAUGGAAAGACUUACAUUACAGCAGGAUGUCAACAUUAAACACUGAGAGGAGCACUGAUUCUCCAAGAGGUACUUUGGAUACUAACCAAUCACAUACCAGGACCAAAAACCUGGUUCUCAGUCCCCUUCUCCAACCAGAACUCAAGAAUUCACUCAGUCAUAAUGAUCCAGCUGCACUAACAUGAAGACAACACUGUUAGAGAACAGAAGGACUAAAAUAAGUCAUGGAGUCAUUUGUCUUGAACAUCUGAACAGUUUUUUUUUCUUCUAAACUUUGACUUCCUGUCUUCUCUCAUGGCUGUGGUCCUGAUAUUAGUAUCUGUCUGGUUAAAAACAGGCCGUCUGUCAAACCAAAGAUCAUGUUUGUUUUUGGUGAAGAGAAACAUCAAAUUACCCUUUAAUGAAAUAUUGUUUGAUAUUUAUGUUGUUACAGACUUUCAUACUGUGAACUCUCAGAGACUCACUGUGAAGUUGUGGCCUCAGCUCUGAAGUCCAACCCCUCCCAUCUGAGAUAUCUGAACCUGGGCGGAAACAAACUGCAGGAUUCAGGAGUGAAGCUUCUGUCUCCAGGACUGGAGAGUCCAAACUGCAGACUGGAGACUCUGAUGUGAGGCACCAUUUCCUUCUGAUCUAACAAUAAGAUGUGACAGCUGCUGCCUUAGAUUUUUCUCUGUGGUUUUUCCAUCAACUUUGGUCGAGCAGUUUGAAUUUGUCGUUGUAAAACUUCAACACAGGAAGAAAAAUCCGACAUUUCAGAGUUGACUUUGAGGAGAACGAUGGAUGUAGAAAGGAAGCAGGAGAAAAUCAGUCCCACAAAUAUUACACAUGCUUGUAGAGGGCAGGAGCAGCACAGACUAAAGGCUGAUAUUGAACUGAUCCACAAUUAAUGUGAUCACUAAUGAAUGAAUGAAGUGUCAGAGAAAUGAUGAGCUGCAGAUUGAAACCUGAAGAACAAAGUUAAUCCAACUCUGGAUAUUUCAUUUGGAAACUCUUGAAAACUUGAAUUUCUUCUUUGCUCAGUCGUGUUCAAAUGUAAAAACCAGAUCCAGAUUUUUCUGCAGUUUUCACUUCAGUUUGUUGAACAUGAACAUCAUCUUGUCCAGUUGGUCCAUAAAAACCUCUCUGAUCAAUGAUCUGUUGGUUUAUUUAAGAGUAGUUUGGCAGUUGUUGACAGCAGACGGACAGACCCCUGAAUAAACUCCUGACUGUUUUAAUCUUCAUGAAGAAUUCAAGACGACAAAAAAACCUUUGAGAUUUCACUCAUUAGUUUCUCAGGAUCUCACUAAAGUUUUCUGUUUCUUUAAAAUUUUCUCGACUGAAAAAUUCCUCAAGAUCUUCAAAAAGUUUAGAGAGGAUUUUACAAAGUUCCUCAAGAUCAACUCUGAAAAAGUUCUUCCAUGUCCUUCAGGGGCUCAAGAACAUUGAAUCAUUAAAAGCAGGAACAGUUUCUUCAGAGGUUCAAUGAUUUUUUUUCCUUUUUUCAGACUGUGGUGCUGCAGGUUGUCAAAGAUCAGCUGUUCUUCUCUGGCCUCAGCUCUGAAGUCCAACCCCUCCCAUCUGAGACUUCUGGACCUGGGUGACAACAAGCUGCAGGAUUCAGGAGUGAAGCUGCUGUGUGACCUUCAGAGGAGUCCAAAAUGUAAACUGGAGAUUCUGAAGUGAGACUUUUUUUCCUCCAUUCAAACAUUAUCAUGAUUUGUUUGUGAUGAUGACACUAAACUGCUGACUCAGGACUGAAAUACUGACCCAGACUGAACACCUUCAGUCCAGAGUAGAUUUUCUGCAUCAGUGGAUUAUUUGAUUGACUCCAGUUAGAUCACUGCUGAGCUCCAGUGAAUUAAAACCUGAACCCAAGAAGAAAACUCUUUGUAGAGUUCACAGUGAGAAGCACAUUCAGACAGAAAACAGAAGCAGGGGGAGAUUUGUCAGACGAGAACCAUUCAAACUUUUGUUCAGGACAAGAUCAGGGAAUAGAAAAAACUCAGAGUUUAGUUUCUGACACUGAUGAAAGUCCAGCUCUGUUACUUUGAAUUUUGAUUGUUUUUGAAUCUUUGUGUGAAAAUCUGACUUUUAUGGUUUAUCUUCACUUUUCUGAAGCCUUGCUGUGUUUAGACUGAAAUAUUUUCCUCUCAAAGACGUGAUAUUUUUGGUUCAGCAAAGUGAAAAUAUUCUGAACAUCCUUUAUUUCCCAUCCGUCCUGAAGUCGCUGACAUUUUCUGGAAAUAUUGAGCUGCAUCUACAAUCAGUAAAAAAGUCUCUGAGUUUUUUAUUUCACUAUUUAAUGUGUUUUUAAAUUCACUGUUUCAAACUGACUUCCUGUUUGGUUCAGCUCUUUGGAGCGGCACUUUUCUUUGAUUCAUACUUUCCAAACCUUUCCCCUGAACUCUACAGAUUUAAGACAUCAGGUUUCAAACUGGAUCAUUUUUGUCUAAAAUCUCAUUAUUUCCUCUUUGUUUAGGUUGUUUGGCUGCAGUUUGACAAAGAUCAGCUGUUCUUCUCUGGCCUCAGCUCUGAAGUCCAACCCCUCCCAUCUGAAAACUCUUGACCUGAGUUACAACAAUCUGCAGUAUUCAGACGUGAAGCUGCUGUGUGAUCUUCAGAAGAGUCCAGACUACAGACUGAAGGAUCUGAUGUCAGUAUAGAGUUGGAGUUAGUCUGUGCUGAUCUCUCCUGUUCCUCUCCACACAGUAUCACAGCAGAUAUUCAGUAUUUCCUGCUGACUCUUCGACCCUCUCAGAGGAUUAUUUCUUUAGUGAAGCUGUGAGAACAGAAAUCAUCAAACCAGGAGUGUAAGAGUGUCAGUGAUGAAAAAAGUGUCUCCUCGUCUCUAUAUUUCAGAUCAAAUGUAGAAAUGAGACAUAAUGAAAUAGAAAUGUUCAGUUUCUGCUCUGAAGUCCAGUUUAUAGUUCUCUGUAUUCAACACAGACUUUAUUUCUCUGCUAACUUGUUGAUUUUGACCUCUAAGUUUGAAAACAGACAGCUGUUCUUUAUACUUGUUAUUUUCACAGCAGGUUUGUUCGAUCAGCUUUAACACAUUUGACAGGAAUGAUUUCUUUAUUUUGAUGAUGUUGGUUUAUUUGUGAGGAAACCUGCUGCUUUACACCAUCACUUCUGGUCUGAGCAGGACUGAGACCUGCUGGUCUGUAAACUGGAUGUUCUUCAGUCCAGCUGAUGAAGUGAGUCUCAGAGUGGAAACACUGAUCGUCUUUUUUUUCUCUCCUCAGAUGGGAGUAA
This is a messenger RNA of Xyrichtys novacula (pearly razorfish), 22093 nucleotides long. Lineage: Eukaryota; Metazoa; Chordata; Actinopteri; Labriformes; Labridae. The record is from the annotation of a GenBank genome assembly.